AUGGCCGGUCUCACGCUCCCCGGCGGCCUGGCGUCCGACGAGUUCGGCGUCGCGCUGAGCUACGCGCUGCUCAUGGGCGGCGGCGCCUCCGCGCCGGCCGCCGCGCCGGCGAAGAAGGAGAAGAAGGAGAAGGCGCCGAAGCAGCCCAAGGCGCCCAAGGCCGCGCCCGCGCCCGCGCCCGCGCCCGCGCCCAAGGCCGCGCCCGCGCCGGCGCCCAAGGCCGCGGAGCCCGCCGCCGAGGACGACGACGACGACUUCUGGGGCGACGACGAGGAGCAGACCGAGGAGGAGAAGGCCGCGGCCGCCAAAAAGCUCGAGGAGGCCAAGGCCAAGGCCAUGGCCAAGCUCGCGAAGAAGGAGGUCGCCCAGCGGUCGCUCUGCGCGCUCGAGAUCAAGCCCUGGGAGGCGGAGCAGGACCUCGAGGAGCUCUUCAAGAAGAUCAAGUCCACCUUCGUCCGCGAGGGCCUCAAGUGGUCCGAGGUCUGCAAGCUCGAGGACGUCGCCUUCGGCGUCAAGAAGAUCAUCUGCACGGCCGUCAUCAACCAGACCAUGUCCAUGGACGCCAUCAUCGAGGAGAUCACCGAGGAGGCCUUCGCCGACGAGGUCCAGUCCAUGACCAUGACGAGCAUGUCGCUCCUCUAG
Molecule: messenger RNA, 642 nt
Organism: Aureococcus anophagefferens
Lineage: Eukaryota; Pelagophyceae; Pelagomonadales; Pelagomonadaceae
Exons: 1
Coding region: 1-642 (213 amino acids)
Biological process (GO): translational elongation
Cellular component (GO): cytosol
Molecular function (GO): translation elongation factor activity; guanyl-nucleotide exchange factor activity
Source: RefSeq, a predicted model, not a curated record